Molecule: messenger RNA, 4124 nt
Organism: Pungitius pungitius (ninespine stickleback)
Lineage: Eukaryota; Metazoa; Chordata; Actinopteri; Perciformes; Gasterosteidae
Product: integrin alpha-D
Exons: 31
Coding region: 51-3617 (1188 amino acids)
Biological process (GO): cell-matrix adhesion; cell-cell adhesion; cell adhesion mediated by integrin
Cellular component (GO): integrin complex; external side of plasma membrane
Molecular function (GO): integrin binding
Source: RefSeq, a predicted model, not a curated record
ACAUGAACAAGCAGCAGUACUGUGAGUCUAGAGAAGAGUGAUGAGUAAAGAUGCACGGGCAGCGUCGCAUCUUCCUGCUCGCCUACAUGGUGGCUGCUGCUAUCACUGUCUCUCUGACUUUCAACAUUGAUACAAAAAAUCCAGAUGUCCACAUUGGUGAAAAAAAAGAUUUCUUUGGAUACAAAGUGCUUCAAAGUGCAGACAAAAGGAUAAUCGUAACCGCACCACUGCAGAAAAAUGGAUCCGGGGGAAUAUGUACAUCCAACCAAAACAAAGAAAUCGAGUGCUUCAACCCAGAAGACCAAGAAAUACCAAUCAAGCACUUCGGCCUGUCAAUAGCUGGAAACAUCCAUCGCUCCAAAUUCACUGUGUGCAGUCCGAGUGUAGUCCACGAAUGUAAUGGGAACUCCUAUGUGAACAGCAAGUGCUACAACAUCAUAGAACAACUUGAUGAAAAGUCCUCUUACAGACCUGCUUUCCAAGAAUGCACAAAAAAGACGGUGGACCUUGUCUUUUUAUUCGAUGGAUCAUUGAGUAUGUCCGGAGAUGAGUUCAACCAAAAUAAAGUCUUCAUAGUAGAUAUAAUGAACAGCCUUAAGAACUCUUCAAUCAAGUUUGCAGCAGUUCAGUUCUCCACAGAUAAUCGAACAGUUUUUGACUUCAACGACUACCAAGCUGGACACGAUCGCGAUAAACUUAAAAAUGAAAAGCAUAUGAAAUCUCUCACUAACACACACAAAGCCCUCACAUUUGUGUUGGAUGAAGUCUUGGAAAACACAACGGCAGGUGCUUCUACAGAUGCCACUAAAGUUGUGGUACUAAUCACGGAUGGAAAUCCCAGCGAUCCAGAUAGCCACUAUGGCAUCAUUAAAAGAUAUAAUGAUAAAAACAUCAUUCGCUUUGUCAUUGGGGUCAAGGUAAACGAUCUGGACAAAUUCAAAGCCAUCGCUUCAGAACCAACAGAAAAAUAUGCCUUCAAAAUUGAAAACUAUAACGGACUGAAAGGUGUGCUGGAAGACUUCCAGAAAAAGAUCUUUACAAUGGAAGGCUCCAAAGUGGCUCGUGCAGGCGAAAUGACCAAUGAAAUGGCUCAGAGUGGAUUCAGUGCUGCCUUCUACAAGGACACAAUAAUUCUUGGUUCGGUGGGGUCAAAGAGCUGGCGCGGGUCUCUUCAAGACCGUCGUGAACAAAUGGAAACUCAAAUCGAAGAUCCACUCAUGGAGAUGGACUCCUACAUGGGAUACUCUGUUGCUGUGGGAGAGAAGAACGGCGCUGCUCUAUACUUCGCGGGGGCCCCGAGGUUUCAGCACAAAGGACAGGUUGUACUUUUCAGCUACAAUAACAAGAACUGGACUGCAACCCAAAACGUUCAUGGGGACCAGAUCGGUUCCUACUUUGGUGCAGAGUUGUGCUCAGUAGAUGUCAACUCAGAUGAUAACACAGAUUUCUUGCUGGUGGGAGCUCCAAUGUAUUAUCAGCUUCUGGAGAAGAAAGAAGGCAAGAUCUACAUCUACAUGGUGACUGAUGAGAUAUAUAAAUUGAAAGGUGUGCAGAAUGUGUCCGCACCAUUCAUGGGGAGAUUUGGUUCCACCAUAUCCAGUCUUGCAGAUUUAAAUGGAGAUGCACUCAGAGAUGUCGCUGUUGGAGCCCCCCUUGAGAAUGAUAAUACGGGGACUGUGUACAUUUACCUGGGGGACAGACACAGAGGGAUACGCAGCACUUUCAGCCAGAAAAUCAUGGGACAGGACAUAACGUAUGGGCUGAGAUUCUUUGGUCAGGCCAUUGAUGGGUACAUGGACCUUGGAGAGGAUGGACUCCCAGAUAUUGCUAUCGGAUCACAGGGCACUGUGGUUGUCUUACGGUCCAGGCCGGUCUUUAAUGUCACUGCCGAUCUGUCUUUUCAACCUAACAAGAUAAGUACUGAAGACAUUUUCUGCUCGGGCAACGACAACAACAACGUUUUAGAAAUGGUGAACCUGACAGCCUGCUUUGAUAUGGUAGGAACAACUGAGCUCCAAUCAGAGGCAGCGGGCUCUGGCAUGAACAUUUCCUACAUGCUACAUGUGGAUCCAUUGAGACAAACAUCUCGAGGUUUCUUUGAUCCAGAAAACAAGAAAACUAGAAAUCUUAUCUCUACCUACGAACUGACGGACAAAGUCACCUGCUUCAACUUCUCCAUCCACAUGCCAGUAUGUGUGAAAGACACGUUAUCACCAAUCAGCAUCAAAUUAAACUUUUCCCAAGUUGACAGCGAGGAUGGGGGUGCAAUCCUGAACAUUGACAGCAAAAGGCACGCCGAUGUCGACAUUCCCUUUGAAAAGCACUGUAGAAAAAAUGACGCCUGUAUUGCCGAACUUGCCGUGGAUUUCAACUUCACGACUCCAACAUUGUUGGUGGCAAAAGAUAACUACUUCAACGUGACUAUUAAACUGUCCAAUUAUGGAGAUGAUUCCUACCACACCAGCCUAACCAUGCACUAUCCCGAGGGCCUGUCCUUCUCUAGGAUGACUCUAGUGGAGGCCACAAGACCCACAGUCUACAGCUGUCAAGAUCUAGAGGGAGUACUUGACAAAACCACAUGUGGUGUCAGCCGUCCUGUGUUUCGCAGCCGUUCAACCGCAACCUUUCAAACGUCAUUCCACAUCGUGGAUGCGUAUGAGUGGGAAGACACCCUUACGAUGAACGUUACUGGUGAAAGUGAUAAUACAAACUCCUCCAUGAUGGCUUUCCUGACCAAAAGCAUCCCGGUGCAAUUUGAAAUUGAAAUGGCAGUAAUAGUGAAGGAUGACUCUAUCAACUAUAUGAACUUCACAACAAAGGACACUGGACCUAAACAAAUUGUUGCUAUAUACAAGAUAGAGAAUCUUGGUUUCAAGAACUUUCCUGUCAACGUGUCCCUGAUCUUCCCCACUAAACUGGAGCAUAACUUCGAAAUGACAAACUAUCAAGUCUUUGUCCAGGAGAACAAAACUCAAUGCUCAGCCGUUGCUAACAAAACAUCCGAAUACUGUUCGACGGAAAAAAGUUGCAAAAUGAUAGUGUGCGACAGAUUCAUCCUGAAUGAAUUUCCCGUUGAGUUCACAUUGUCAGGAGACGUACAAUUCAAGGAUCUCCAGCAGCACGCGGCGGAUAUUCCCUUUCUUUCGCGAUAUUCUUCAGAUGGCAGCGAGGUUAAAUUUAGGAGCUCUAUUCACGUCGACUACGACAGGCAGCGAUAUGUGCUGCACUCCCAUAAAGAACAGACGUCCGGCAACGAUCCAACAGUGAAACAGACUGAAGUCCGGGUUGAGUUCAUAAUCCCCCCGGAUAAAAGAGUGAUCAUUUCAACUGGAGUUGGAUUGGGAUUGGUGCUUCUGUUUAUAAUCACUGGCAUCAUGUUCAUGUUGGGUUGCUUCAAGAGGAAAAAAAUACCCGAGUUAAAUAAAGAGGUGGAGCAGGGCGAUGCUCUUCAAGCGGGCGCUUCUGCACAGGCCACACCCGCCCCCGCCAGCGAGGGGGUCAGCCAAUCAGAGACUAGCGGCAAAUGUGACAAACCCUCAGAGGAAGACGCGCUCCUUGGUAAUGGAAACAACAGCACCUCCCCCGCAGCGGAUGGCAAAGAGGAGGAGCUGGAUUAGAGGGCUGCCUGCAUUGUGAGACACAGCGGGUCAUUUUAAAGUGCUUCAUGAAGUUUGUUGUCAACAGAGUUUUGAGACAUUAUAAUGUUUUGUUUAACAGCAUCGUAGCGAGUAGUGUUUGUCCAUCAAUAGUUGAGGUGGCUAAGUAGAAAACCUCACCUGUUAAAUCCCCAUCUGGUAUUAGGAGGAGAUCAAAACUCUGUUAAAUCUGCCCUCUGUCUAGAGCAAACUCUCAUCAACUCCGUUCAUGCGCCGUAGCUACAAGAAUUAACAACAUCUGAAUGCAAAAACAACGGGAAAACAUUUAUUCAUCAAAUCAUAACAUGGUGAAAUGCUUUUAUAUAUAUUAUUCAUUUUAAAGAUGCACUGCACACAUAAGCAUGUUUUUGUUGAUGAUACACAUCAAAUGUGUCAUUUGCAUUGAGUGUAAAAAAAAUUACAUUUCCUCUGUUGAUUUAAAUCAUAUUUGGUUUUGUGUAAAUGGGUGCAAUAAGAUAUACUAUGAAU